CUUCAAUUCGAUAAGACAUCAAAAGAAGUUUUUAAACACCCCAAAACAUUAAGAUGAAGUACCUCUUCGUUGUUGCCCUUAUUGCCUUGGCCAUUCAGUGUGCCUACUGCGCAACCGGAACAACUACGACAACUACAACAACCGCUGCCUCGACCACAACAACAACCACAGAUGCAACAACCACUACAACCGCCUCUUCCACCCACAAAAAGCGUUGCUGGAAGGGCAACAACUGGUGCCACACCAGGAUUCCCAAUAAGAAGUGCAAGCAUCCGAGAAGGUGCCACAAGACCGUUGUUAUUGUAACCCACAGGAAGAACUAAAUCCAAAAAUAAAAAAUA
Messenger RNA from Drosophila ficusphila, 341 nucleotides. RefSeq names its product protein new-glue 1-like. Lineage: Eukaryota; Metazoa; Arthropoda; Insecta; Diptera; Drosophilidae. The transcript has a single exon. The record is from RefSeq and is a predicted model, not a curated record. Bases 54 to 323 code for a protein of 89 amino acids.